This is a messenger RNA of Capronia coronata CBS 617.96, 1341 nucleotides long. RefSeq names its product 2,2-dialkylglycine decarboxylase (pyruvate). Gene Ontology annotation, cellular component: mitochondrion. Gene Ontology annotation, molecular function: pyridoxal phosphate binding; transaminase activity. The transcript has 6 exons. The record is from RefSeq and is a predicted model, not a curated record. Lineage: Eukaryota; Fungi; Ascomycota; Eurotiomycetes; Chaetothyriales; Herpotrichiellaceae. The coding region runs from base 1 to 1341 and encodes 446 amino acids.
AUGGCUUCCCUCCGCCCUACCAAGAUCACGACCGACGAAGGCUUUGAGACCGCUGUCUCUGACAAGCUCAUCCGUUAUGGAGGCCCUUGGGCCAAAGUCCAGAUCAAGAGUGCGCAUGGCUCUUGGCUCUAUGAUCCUGCUGGGAAGAAGAUUUUGGACUUCACCUCCGGUCAGAUGAGCUCUGUCCUAGGCCACUCUCACCCGGAACUCGUGGAGGUCAUCAAAAAGCAAUGCGAAAACCUCAUGCACUUGAAUCUGGUCAUGGUUUCCGACCCCGUCCUAGAUUGUGCCACCGCUGUCACCUCGAUGCUUCCAAAAGGUCUCGACAAAUGUCUCUUCGUCUCCACAGGAUCCGAGACAAACGAAGUCGCCAUCAAGAUGGCGAAAGUGUACACGGGCAAGUUCGAGGUGAUUGCCCUCUCUGCUGGUUACCAUGGUAUGACACACGGUUCAGCCGCGGCUACAUUUUCGUAUGGCCGCCAUGCGGCAGGUCCUUCUGUGCCCGGCACAUUUAUACUGCCGACACCUUAUCCUUACAGGUCUCCUUUCAGACAUCCUGACGGAACAUACGAUUGGAAAUCUGAGCUCGACUAUGGGUUUGCCUUGAUUGACCGCCAAAGUUCUGGAUCGUUGGCUUGUCUGGUGAUAGAAGGGAUUGUCUCAACAGGCGGUAUUCUGCCCUUGCCAGACGGGUAUCUCAAGGCUAUCAAAGAAGAAUGCGUCAAGCGAGGAAUGCUCCUCAUUAUCGAUGAGGCCCAGACCGGCUUUGGACGCACCGGCAGCAACUUUGCUUUCGAAUACUAUGGUGUUGUUCCUGACAUCCUCACCCUGUCCAAGACGCUGGGUGCUGGUCUGCCUCUUGGCGCCGUCGUCACCUCUACCGAGAUCGAACGGGUAUGGCACGAGAAACGUGGUUAUUAUGGCACAACUCACAUGAACGAUCCUCUUGUCUGUGCAGUCGGUGCCAAGGUAGUAGAGAUUAUCAAGAGGGACAAUAUGGCCGAGCAGUCGGCGACAAAAGGAAAAUUCAUGAAGACCGCUUUUGAAAAGCUCAAGGAGAAAUACUCUGUCAUUGGCGAGGUCCGCGGCCGCGGGCUUAUGAUUGGAGUCGAGUUUGUUCAGGAUCCUGUGUCUAAGGUCCCUGCCGAGAAUCUGGGUCAGGCCAUCGCUGCUCGUUGCAUGGAGACCGGCUUAUCAUGCAAUAUCGUACAGUUGCCCGGCAUGGGAGGUUCGUUCCGUAUGGCACCGCCCCUCACGAUCACCGAGGACGAGAUCCUGGAGGGGGUCCAGAUUUUCGAUGAGGCUAUUGCUUGGUGUCUUCAGAGAGGAUUCAACACCUAA